UAGUAGAUUGUAACUAAGGCAGCAAUGUUUCGUUUAUGUCAAAAACCAACGUAUAGAGCAACUAUUAAAUGCAAACAUGUGGUCCAAAAUGAAACGCUUCUGAAACGAAACCCAAUGCAUGGGGCAUGGAGGAGGUCUUUCAACGCUGAACAUGCUUGCCUUGAAUCAAGAGCACUUCCUCUAGUUCAUCAUGCCAAGUACAUAUGUGACCUCCCUGAAAACCACAGGUUUCCCAUGGGAAAGUUCCCCAAAGUCCUGGAGAGUCUGUUCAGAGAUCAAGUCAUAACAGAUAAACAGGUGUGGGCUCCUAAGAUUGCCUCAAAAGGGCUUCUGGGAUGUGUGCAUACUGAGGAGUACCUCUCCAACUUUAUCGGUGGAAAAAUCAGUGAGAAAGAUCAGAGGCGGACUGGAUUUCCUUGGAGUUCUGGUUUAGUUCAACGCUGCAGAUAUGAAACGGGUGGCACUGUGCUGGCAGGAGAGAUCGCCCUGCAGAGGGGACUGGCGUGCAGUACAGCCGGAGGGACCCAUCAUGCCUUCCCAGGCUACGGCGCAGGCUUCUGUCUGCUCAAUGACUUGGCUGUGACCGCCAAACACUUGAUGGGUGAGUCCGCAUCCAAGAGGAAGAUUCUCAUCAUGGAUCUGGAUGUACAUCAGGGUGAUGGCACAGCAUUCAUCUUUAAGGACGAACCAAAUGUUUUUACCUUCUCAGUGCAUUGUGGGAAAAACUUUCCUUUGCGAAAGCAGCAGAGUGACCUAGAUGUCAGUUUAGAAGAUGGCACUGAAGACAAAGAGUAUCUUUCCAAAGUCCAGGAACACCUCCCUUGGUUACUGGAGACAUUCCACCCGGAUCUGGUGCUGUAUGAUUCUGGAGUGGAUCCACACUGGGAGGAUGAACUUGGAAGACUUCGUCUCACAGAUGAAGGCCUUUACCAGAGGGAUCUUUAUGUACUUCAGACAGUCAUAAAAAAGGCCAUCCCUGUGGCCACUGUCAUUGGAGGAGGCUAUUCAAGAGAUAUUGAUCGACUGGCACGCAGGCACUCAAUAAUUCACAGAGCUGCUUCAAAGGUUUGGAGAGAAUAUGGACUUUAACUCCAGGAUAGAAAUGGACUGCUAAACAAACUGAGAUCAUUGGGUGCUGAGAGGGACCAUAUGAACAUUUUGCUGUGCCAAUGCUAUUGGAUGGGAUAGAUUUCAUGAAUACAAUUUUUUUUUU
Molecule: messenger RNA, 1213 nt
Organism: Rhinichthys klamathensis goyatoka
Lineage: Eukaryota; Metazoa; Chordata; Actinopteri; Cypriniformes; Leuciscidae
Gene: hdac12
Product: histone deacetylase 12
Exons: 8
Coding region: 25-1089 (354 amino acids)
Molecular function (GO): histone deacetylase activity
Source: RefSeq, a predicted model, not a curated record